This is a messenger RNA of Setaria italica (foxtail millet), 1304 nucleotides long. RefSeq names its product aquaporin TIP4-2. The record is from RefSeq and is a predicted model, not a curated record. Lineage: Eukaryota; Viridiplantae; Streptophyta; Magnoliopsida; Poales; Poaceae. Gene Ontology annotation, molecular function: water channel activity. The transcript is spliced from 3 exons. The coding region runs from base 192 to 971 and encodes 259 amino acids. Gene Ontology annotation, cellular component: membrane. Gene Ontology annotation, biological process: transmembrane transport; water transport.
CCCGCCGUGCGUGCCCCACCGCCCUGGAAAUCGAAAUAUCUCCCUGCACUUUUCCGUGCGCUUUUCCUUCUGGCCAACAGGAAAACCUGAGCCUUUUACCUCCCCCGCUUUCCCCUCCCCCUCGCCCGUCGUCGCCUCCCUGCCAAGAACAGAGCGAGGAAGCUCCUCGGAAUCCAUCCGUCCGUCCAGCCAUGGCAACAAAGCUGAUGCAGAAGUUUGUGGACUCGUGCGACGACGGCGGCGACGCCGGCCAGCAGGACGCCGGCUGCGUGCGCGCCGUGCUGGCCGAGCUCGUCCUCACCUUUCUCUUCGUCUUCACCGUCGUCUCCGCCGCCAUGGCCGCCGGAUCUGGUGUGAAGGCAGGCGAGGCCAUGCCGAUGGCUGCGCUGGCGGCGGUGGCGAUCACGAACGCGCUCGCGGCGGGGGUGCUGGUGACGGCGGGGUUCCACGUCUCCGGCGGACACCUGAACCCGGCGGUGACGGUGGCGAUGAUGGUGCGGGGCCACCUCUCCAAGCUCCGGACCGUGCUGUACGUCGCCGCGCAGCUGCUGGCAUCCUCCCUCGCCUGCAUCCUCCUCCGCUACCUCACCGGCGGCAUGGUGACCCCGGUGCACGCCCUGGGCGCGGGCAUCCGGCCGAUGCAGGGCCUGGUGAUGGAGGUGAUCCUCACCUUCUCCCUCCUGUUCGUCACCUACGCCAUGAUCCUGGACCCGCGGAGCCAGGUCCGCACCAUCGGCCCGCUGCUGACGGGGCUCAUCGUCGGCGCCAACAGCCUCGCCGGCGGCAACUUCACCGGCGCGUCCAUGAACCCGGCCCGGUCCUUCGGGCCGGCCCUGGCCACCGGGGACUGGACCCACCACUGGGUCUACUGGCUCGGCCCGCUGCUGGGUGGGUCCCUCGCCGCGGUCGUCUACGAGUCACUGUUCGUGGUCAACAAGACGCACGAGCCGCUGCUCAAUGGGGACUGCUGACGAUCAGGCCCGGCAAUGGGCUUACAUACAUGAUAUAUAUAGAUAUUAUAUUGGCCAAGGUAAUUAGAGAGGGUUGUUGUAAAAUAGUUCCAGUGUGGAACUUGUUGGAUGUACAAAUUGUUGAUGGGCUUUUAAGGGCAGUAUUCUUUGUUUCUUUUUUUUCUCCAUGUGAAGGGCUUCUUUUUUAAGAGGGCUCUGUCAAAUGAAUUGUUAAGGCUAUUAUUAGUUAGCCAUGUAAAGAAAAUUUGUACUAUCAACUUGUUGGAUGCAAGGGAUUUUUCUAGUUAAAUUGUAUACGAAGGUACUUCUGUUUUUGAGAAGAAAUUGGAAUCA